GGCACAAAGAAGGAAGGGAACUUGUGGUUAGAAAAGAAAGUGUAUGAGUGGGUUGCCAAUCUGUCCCUAGGAGAGGAGGAGGUGGCGAUGUUAUAUGUCCCCAAGGAAGAACAGGAGGCGGUUAUAAGGGAAUUGGAAGCAGAAGAAGACCCCCUAAAACGUCAGACAAUCGAAGAAGAGAAGAAGUUAGAAUGGAAGUUGUGUCUGACCAGAGAGAAGAAGAAGAGGAUGGAGGAGGCAAGUAAGGCGGCGAAAGAACUGGAGUUGAAACAGCAAAGGGUGCAGAUGGAAGCACAGGCGGAUUUGCAAGGAAAAAUGGAAGUGAUGGCGAGGAAUAUAGAACGCUUGGCACAGGCUCAGGAGGAGAAAUACCAAUUUGGGAGGAGUCCGGACCUAGCCCUACGAUCAAUACGAUUGGGGUUUAGAGAAUUUGCACGCAAAAUGAUGAUGCACGUGGGCUCAGAAGUGCAGGCGAGGCUAGAGAGCACAGAGCGAUUCUGCACAGGUGCCAUAGAAGACGCAAAGCUAGCCGCACCAAGAGAGAAGGAAGCUCGUCCCCGUAGAGAGCCUGUUAAGGUGAAGUUCCCUGAUUCCUACAGUGGGAAGGAGGAGAACUUCGAUAAUUGGGAGGCAAAUGUGAACUCCUAUGUGCACUUGCAAAAGAUAUCUCCUGACGAGCAUGUCCUCAUAGCCUUCCAUGCUCUCAAGGACAAAGAAGCAAGCUUCGCCAGGUCGCUUUGUUGUGUUGCUAAGUGCGAUAACGAUAUGGUCGCCUAUUCUGCAAUCACUCCUCUCGGUGAGUUUUGCAAAUUAUUGCGUGAAAGGUUUGCAGAUAUCACACGAAGCGUUAGAGCCUCUGACAAACUGCAGACCAUUCAUUCCCGCCAAUGGAGGAGUGUCAGGGCACUCAAGGGUGUUAUGGAUGAGUUGGUCGCCGUUCCUGAUCAUGGGGUCACUGAGACCCAAUUAGUCAACCUAUUCUAUCGUGCCAUGCCUGAGCCUUUGCGCGGGCACUUCUUUGAGAAGAGCCAGGAGUCUACCAUGACCUACGAUACUCUGAGUAGGGAAGUGGUAGCGUUUGAACCGCGGUCCAUGCCAGUUUCCACCUUCUGGCAUAAGGACCUUGAUAAGGGCAAGAAGUGGAAAGGUCGUACCAUCUCGGGUCAGGUCAAGGGCAAGGAUGACAUGAUCCUUUAGAUAAGGGUGGUAUGGAACAGGUCCCCUAUGAUCAGAUAGAGUGGGGCCUAGAGGUAGAGGAUAGUGGCAAUAGUCAGGGGAGGACUUACGCUACUGUCGCGGCUGGAUGGAGGUCGCAGAGAAGAGGAGGAGGUCAGGGCCAAGGGGGUCAGGCUUCCAGUGGUCGAGGACAAGGCGAUCAGGGGGUUGGUGGUAGAGGAGGCCGCCAAGCGGGAGGUAGGGGUCAAGGUCCGCCGCAAAACCGCUCUCGUUUCAAUCAAUCACCUAGGAGGGGUGGAUGGCACCCUGAUCUGCCACAAGGCAGGCCUUGGGAAGAUUUGGGCUUGGAACAAACAAUAUGGCAGAGG
This is a messenger RNA of Chara braunii, 1544 nucleotides long. NCBI's taxonomy places the organism in Eukaryota, Viridiplantae, Streptophyta, Charophyceae, Charales, Characeae. The record is from the annotation of a GenBank genome assembly.